Syzygium oleosum is the source of this 841-nucleotide messenger RNA. RefSeq lists its product as uncharacterized. The transcript has a single exon. The coding region runs from base 32 to 631 and encodes 199 amino acids. NCBI's taxonomy places the organism in Eukaryota, Viridiplantae, Streptophyta, Magnoliopsida, Myrtales, Myrtaceae. The record is from RefSeq and is a predicted model, not a curated record.
UCUCUCUCUCUCUCUCUCUCUCUCUGAAAAAAUGGACGAACGCAAGCCUGAAAAAAUGGAGGAAGGCGAUGACAAUAAGUGUCAAAGACAACGGACUGGCAUCCCAGUUAACAUAGCAGAAAACUGGUUCCGACAAUUCCAGUACGACCCCAGCUGCGACUCACCGGGCGAGGUGCGGAACAUCCUGCUGAUCAUUGCUACCCUGAUCGCGGCGGUCACGUUCCAGUCAGGCGUGAACCCUCCCGGCGGGAUAUGGCAAGACAACGACGAUGGCCACACAGCUGGCAGAGCGAUUUACGCAUCUAAUCAGAUCGCCUUUUAUGUGUUCUUGGUCUCCAACACUUUCGCGCUCUCCACUUCUCUACUUGUCAUUGUCUGUCUCACUUACAGGUUCCCACUCCACUUCGAGAUAUGGGUGGCCACGGCCUCGAUGAUGGUGACCUACGCGUCGGCGAUCUUUGCCGUGACGCCACAUGACUCGGUGAGGUUCCGCUAUGUGCUGAUCGCAGGGGCGUUGCCAGUGAUAUGUCGGUGUGUAUUCCAGACGUGUGGGAAGCUCCAGAAUAGACGCACGCAGGGACCGGACAGCAAGAGCCAGGAGUGUGGAGCGCCGCCCAAUGCCCGGGGGUAACAAAAGGAGACAAGGAGGUGCUCCUGUUUAAAAAGCUAUAUAUCUGUGAGCUCCGUGUUUUUCUCUCCAUGCAAGUUUUUACUUAGUUGGAUAUAAAUAUGAAUUUCAUGGACAUGUAAACUUAAUUAAAAUUAAUGUGGGUGAUGUUCGUAUUUGGAAUGUACCAUUCAGAUCUGUUGUAUGUUAAAUGUAUUUGCAUUUGUUGUCUUC